Tarenaya hassleriana is the source of this 1479-nucleotide messenger RNA. RefSeq names its product abscisic acid 8'-hydroxylase 4. The record is from RefSeq and is a predicted model, not a curated record. Gene Ontology annotation, molecular function: iron ion binding; oxidoreductase activity, acting on paired donors, with incorporation or reduction of molecular oxygen; heme binding. Lineage: Eukaryota; Viridiplantae; Streptophyta; Magnoliopsida; Brassicales; Cleomaceae. The transcript is spliced from 11 exons. Gene Ontology annotation, biological process: brassinosteroid biosynthetic process; sterol metabolic process; brassinosteroid homeostasis. Bases 37 to 1479 code for a protein of 480 amino acids.
UUGAAAAUUAUUUUUGCAAAGAAAAAGGUUUAAAAAAUGAUCAGCCUUUUGCAUCUUCUUCAUCUUUGCCUUUGCCUCUGCAAGUUUCUUCUCGUUUGCAUUCUGAUCAUAACCCUUCGAAAGAUAUUCCAAAUCCGAAGCGAAGGCCGAUCAAAAUCGACGGCUGAGAUUCCUCCGGGAAGCGACGGUUUCCCGGUGAUCGGAGAGACACUUCAGUUCAUGUUCUCCGCCAACAGCGGCAAAGGUUUCUACGAGUUCGUCCGAACACGACAUCUCAAGUACGGAUAUUGCUUCAGGACAAAUUUAUUCGGAGAGACGCACGUGUUUGUAUCCACGACCGAGUCGGCUCGGGCGGUUCUGAACAACGAGUCGAACAGGUUCACGAAACGGUACAUUAAAUCAAUUGCUGAGUUGGUCGGCGAUCAGAGCCUCCUUUGUGCUCCUCAUCAUCAUCAUAAGAUUCUCCGUAGCCGUCUGAUCAACCUGUUCUCUACCAAAUCAACGGCUCUUAUGAUCAGAAGCUUUGAUGAGAUUGUCAUCGACAGUCUUAGAGGAUGGGAGCACCGUCGUACAGUGGUCCUCCUCACAGAGUUGCUAAAGUUGACAUUCAAAGCAAUGUGCAAGAUGCUAGUGAGUUUGGAAGAUGAAGAACAUAUGAGUCUGUUGCAACAUGAUGUGGCUCUUGUUUGUGAAGCUAUGCUGGCUUUUCCACUCAAGCUACCUUGGACUAGAUUCAACAGGGGCAUCAAGGCAAGAGGGAGAGUGAUGAAGGUGUUGGAGAGGAUAAUUAGGGAAAGGAGAAGUGGAAGUCACCAUCACGAGGAUUUUCUGCAACAUCUUCUCACUAAUAAUUCUGGUCAGGCCACUCGGUUGUCUGAGGCAGAGAUUAAGGACAACAUCUUGACCAUGAUUAUUGCAGGGCAAGACACUACAGCAAGUGCCCUAACAUGGAUGGUGAAGUACCUCGGAGAGAAUCAGAAGGUUUUGGAUAUUCUUACCGAGGAACAACUUCAAAUUUCCAAGAAAUCAUCAGAUAAACCAUUUCUUAGUGUAGAAGAUCUUAGUAAGAUGUCAUAUGCUUCAAAGAUGGCAAAGGAAUCAUUAAGAAUGGCUUCGGUAGUGCCUUGGUUCCCAAGAUUAGCACUGCAAGACUGUGAGAUAGAAGGAUACAUGAUUAAGAAAGGGUGGAAUAUAAACAUUGAUGCAAGAUCAAUUCAUCUUGAUCCUAAUGUGUACAAUGACCCUCACAUAUUCAACCCUUCAAGGUUUGAUGAAGAGGAUGCAAAAUCAAACAGCUUCUUGGCAUUUGGGAUGGGAGGAAGAACAUGCCUUGGACAUACCAUGGCCAAAGCAAUGAUCUUUGUGUUUCUCCACAGAUUUGUCACCACUUACAGGUGGGAAGUGGUGGACAAAGACCCAACCAUCGAGAAAUGCAGGAUCGAAAAGUUUACUGUCGACAUACCGACUAUCCAAUCUUAG